Molecule: messenger RNA, 2335 nt
Organism: Formica exsecta
Lineage: Eukaryota; Metazoa; Arthropoda; Insecta; Hymenoptera; Formicidae
Product: venom carboxylesterase-6-like
Exons: 8
Coding region: 69-1778 (569 amino acids)
Source: RefSeq, a predicted model, not a curated record
AAAUAACUGGCGCCGUGAAGUGCCAGUUCAUAGUGAUUUGCACGAAAGACAGCACGCUACUGAAAACCAUGUUGAUAAAGCUACCGAUUGUCCUGCUUUGUUUAAGCUUCGCCGUAUUAGCCAAUUCAGACGAGGCAGCUCCAAGGGUCAAGAUUCCUUUAGGAGGACUAAAGGGCUAUUAUAAGAUAUCGCAGAAUGGCAGAAAGUACGAGGCAUACGAAGGCGUCCCUUAUGCAUUGCCACCUAUUGGGAAAUUAAGAUUCAAGCCUCCUCGACAAAUACCAGCAUGGAUCGGCGAACUACCAGCUACAAAGUUCGGUUCUUCGUGUAUUCAAUACUCCCAACAACCUUACAAUCCUACCGAAAAGGUUGAAGGUGCCGAAGAUUGCUUGUAUUUAAAUAUUUACGUGCCAGUACGGGAAAAGAAGGAAAAUAAUAUUUCUAUGCCGGUGUUGUUUUGGAUCCAUGGUGGCGCUUUCCAAUUUGGUAGCGGUAUAUUGUAUAACGCCAAGUAUUUGAUGGAUAGCGACGUCAUACUCGUUACGAUUAACUAUCGGUUGGGAUCGAUGGGUUUCCUCAGCACGGAAGACGAAGUGAUUCCUGGCAACAUGGGUCUAAAGGAUCAAAGUAUGGCACUUCGCUGGGUAUCCGAGAAUAUCGAGUGGUUCGGUGGUGAUCCGAACAGAGUGACCUUGGUUGGUUUGAGCGCCGGUGGUGCAAGUGUGCAUUAUCAUUACUUAUCGCAAAUGAGCGCGGGGCUCUUCAUAGGAGGAAUAUCGUUCAGCGGUACAGCGUUCGAUUGUUGGACGCAAGCUGAGAAUGCUCUAGAGAAGACUAAAAAACUAAGUGCUUUGAUGGGGUGCCCUACAGCUACCUCUAGAGACAUGAUACGCUGCUUGAGAUAUCGACCAGCUCGCACGAUCGUACAAGCUACAAGCGAAUUUAUGCCGUUCUUGUACAAUCCCUUUACUCCUUUCGGGCCGGUAUCCGAGAAAGUCGGCGAUGAUGCACCCUUCAUCGACAGAACACCAGUUGAAAUCGUGAAUAGCGGUGACGUGCACGACGUACCUUGGAUUACGGGAGUAACAAGCGAAGAGGGCCUCUAUCCUGUGGCCGAAUUCAUCGCUGAUAAUGAAAAUCUAAAACAACUGAACUACAACUGGGAUCUCCUCAGUCCGUAUUUCCUAGAUUUUAACUACACCAUCCCCAAAGAAAAGCAGGUCGAGAUUGCUCGUCUCAUCAAGAAGCAUUAUAUCGGUACAAAACCAAUAGACCGAACAACUACAAGACAACUAGUACAAAUGGCGGGUGAUCGCUUCUUUGUGGUCGAUAGCGAGAAGGCUGCACGAAUGCAAGCUAAAGUAAAUCAGAAUCCAGUUUGGUAUUAUUAUUUCACAUACAGAGGAAAGCAAAGUUUAAGCGAUUCCAUGAGUGGUACCACUGAAGAUUACGGGGUCUCCCAUGCCGAUGACGUACUGUAUGUAUUAGAUACUCCCUGGAUGGAUCCAACAAAAACGCAACAGGAUCGCGAUAUGCAGAAACACUUAAUCGACUUUUGGGUAUCUUUUGCCACAGACGGAAUCGCAAAAAUGGCCAAUGUAGAAUGGCCGAAACUAGAUCCUUCAAAGAAGGAACUUCAUUAUCUGCAUAUUGCUGGUCCUACUAAGAUUAGCAUGGGCAGCAAUGCUAAUUUUGGGGAGAAAGAAUUCUGGAAUUCAAUUAAAUUCAAAGAGAACGUAUUGACACCCACAUUAAAAAAUAGCAAAGAAGAGCUUUGAAUUAAUCAUUUAAAUUAAUUUUUAUUAAGAAAUAAUGCUACUUAAUUUUGUAUAUAAAUCCGAAAUUUUUUUCAAAACAUAACUUUUUUAUUAUUUUAUUUUAAGCACGAUAUUCAACUAACACGAAAAAUGUAACUUUAGAAAUUACCACAUCAUUUACAAUGUCACAGCUAUUAAACCUACUGAUUUUUGUAGUCUUUCUCUUAAACUGAUAUUCAUUAGAAUCGAUACUUAAUGUUCCAAUCUGAAAUUGUUUAACGAAAUAAAAUGCUUCAUCGAAAACAAUUGUAAGUAAUCGUUUAAAAAAAUGUAAAAUAUUAAUAAUUCAACAAACUGAUAAGAAACUAGUAAGAGAACUUAGCAAUUAAGAUUUACAAUUAAUAAUCUACUAAAAUUACAAAUUUACUAUAAAACAUAACCUAUGAUUUAAAGAAAUUGUUAUAAUUUUUUUGAUAUUUAAUUACAUCAUAAUUUACGAAGUAAUUGAUGUUUAAUCAACACCAUUUUUAAAAAAUUUUUUUUUUACAUUGUUACAUCAUAAAAUGCAUUUAAAUAUA